UAUCCCACAACAACUUCCACAAAACAGCAACAGAAGAAGGCCUCAACUCCGCUCCGUGAUAAAGCCACCGUGCAUCGGCUCGCUAUAGCGGCGGCCGUGUUAUGUCAACCCGCACGUCUCUCUGCUGCCGUUGCCAAUGUCAAACCGCCUAUCAGCUCCUCUCGUAAUUCCGCCCCUCUUGUCCAGAUGUCGUCUCCAAACGCUGUGGUCAAUUUUUGUCUCACCACAAUGUAACAAUAGAGUAUGUCUCUACUACAUACUCACUCCUCUGUCCCUGGUCUUCAUGUAGCCAGUGCCGCCGCCAACGUCAUACCCUCCAACGAAGGUCGACGGGCGUACCCUGGGUUCGGGAGGGAGCCGCCUGCACAUGAUGAAGCCGACCCGUCGUGACCUCUUUUCUCUCCUCCCACUAUGGCCCUCGGAUAUAAAGAAGGACUUUCGAACCCCUCGUGAGCACACUGUGAAUCCGCAUGUCAUCCCCCAGAAGAACCUGAUAUUCCGGGUAUACCGCCGCACCCUGGGUCCGUCUAUCACUGGGUCGCUCUAGUCUCUUCACGCGCUGUCCUUCCCCAAGCUCGUCUCUCUACAUCAAGCCUCGCUCCGAUACCAUCACCAUGACCGGCAACGUGUGGUUUAUCACCGGCGGAAGCGACGGCUUCGGCCGCGCCAUCGCCCUUGAGGCCCUGAAGCGCGGCGACAAGGUUGUUGCUACGUCGCGCAACCUAGCCCGCAUGGCCGAUCUCGCGGCCGCCGGCGCCCUCACCUUGGCCCUCGAUGUGACCGCCGACGACGCCACCAUCCAGGCUGCUCUCCGGAAGGCUAUCGACGCCUACGGACCGAUCACCCACUGCCUCAACUCGGCCGGGUAUGCCAUCCAGGGCACCAUCGAAGAACUUUCGGCUAAGGAGGUUGCCGACCAGUUCGCGACCAACGUCUUAGGCACCCUCAACGUGACGCGCAACGUGCUGCCCAUCAUGCGGCCGCGGCGGCGGGGCGUGAUCGCGAACUUCGGCAGCCUCUGGAGCUGGGGCGGCGGCCCGGGGCUCGGGCCGUACGUGGGGACCAAGUGGGCGGUGUCGGGGUUGACGGAGUCGCUGGACGCCGAGGUGCGGGCGCUGGGGCUCGCCGCCGUCGUCAUCGAGGCGGGCUACUUCCGCACCGGGAUUGCCGCCGGCAACCGCGUCACCGCGGCGCGCCGCCUGGCCGCCGAGUACGCCGGCCUUGCCCUGCCCGCCGGCGCCCAAGGUGCCCUCGAAGGCCGCCAGCCCGGCGACCCCGCCAAGGGCGCGCGCGUCAUCGUCGACGCCCUCACCCGCUCCGGCGCCGCCGCCGGCCGCGACAUCCCCCCGCGCCUCGUGCUCGGCCGCGACGCCCUGCGCUUCAUCCGUGACAAGCUCACCGCCACCCAGAGGCUGCUCUCCGAGUGGGAGGACGUGAUCGUCAGCACCGACUACGACGACAUCGCGUAGAAGAAGGCUUAGGGUGGGGGGGCAGACAUCGGGAAGGAAAGGUUGCCCCAGGUUUCUCUUUCCUUGGUCUCUUCUCAAUUUUCACCACUAUUCCUCCUCUUCGGGAGAGGAUGGAAAGUGUGGCGAUCAAAUUAGGUUGGCUGUAAAAGAAAAGAAAUCUAUGGUGCGGUGUAGACAGUCUCCGUACCUCUCAGUGGACAGGCGA
Molecule: messenger RNA, 1674 nt
Organism: Durotheca rogersii
Lineage: Eukaryota; Fungi; Ascomycota; Sordariomycetes; Xylariales; Xylariaceae
Product: estradiol 17-beta-dehydrogenase
Exons: 2
Coding region: 615-1469 (284 amino acids)
Source: RefSeq, a predicted model, not a curated record